Chaetomium globosum CBS 148.51 is the source of this 300-nucleotide messenger RNA. RefSeq lists its product as uncharacterized. Gene Ontology annotation, biological process: protein sumoylation. The record is from RefSeq and is a predicted model, not a curated record. NCBI's taxonomy places the organism in Eukaryota, Fungi, Ascomycota, Sordariomycetes, Sordariales, Chaetomiaceae. Gene Ontology annotation, cellular component: septin ring; nucleus. The transcript is spliced from 2 exons. Gene Ontology annotation, molecular function: protein tag activity; ubiquitin-like protein ligase binding. The coding region runs from base 1 to 300 and encodes 99 amino acids.
AUGGGCGGUGGAAACAGCGGCGGCGGGGGAGCGGGGGCCGCCGCCGCCGCAGCAGCAGCAAACGAGCACCUCAAUAUCAAGGUGACGGACAACAACAACGAGGUGUUUUUCAAGAUCAAGCGCAGCACCAAGCUCGAGAAGCUCAUGACGGCCUUUUGCGAGCGCCAGGGCAAGACCCCGGCCUCGGUCCGCUUUCUCUUUGAGGGCCAGCGCGUCCAGCCCGCUGAUACACCCGAUACGCUGGAGAUGCAAGACGGCGAUACCCUAGAAGUCCACCAAGAGCAGGUCGGUGGCUGCUGA